Molecule: messenger RNA, 847 nt
Organism: Danio rerio (zebrafish)
Lineage: Eukaryota; Metazoa; Chordata; Actinopteri; Cypriniformes; Danionidae
Source: RefSeq, a predicted model, not a curated record
UAUUCAGCAACAAAGCAACUGUUGUGUUUAUGAAUAUGUCAAGGAUGAAUCGACUCUCACAAUUUAUUUAAGUCCACAGAUUCAUUCGCAAAAAAUAACCCACUCUAGCCUAACAUAUUAGGACUGAACCGAUCUGAAUGCUAACAGAAUCCUCUACCACGUUGCGUCUUGGCAAGUCAUCUGAUGUGCGUCAAGGUGAAUUUGUGGUUGCCAUGGGGAGCCCCUUUUCUCUUAAAAACACCAUCACAUCUGGAAUCGUCAGCUCUGCUCAGAGAGACAGUAAAGAACUGGGUCUCUCCAACUCCAACAUGGACUACAUCCAGACGGACGCUACCAUAGAUUUUGGAAAUUCAGGAGGGCCUCUCAUAAACCUGGAUGGUGAGGUCAUCGGCAUUAAUACCAUGAAAGUGACAGCAGGGAUUUCCUUCGCUAUUCCCUCUGACAGAGUCAGUCUCUUCCUUGACCGAUCUGCUGACACGUUAAGAAUGACCUCACAGCUGCUUGCUUUUGUCUGUGACAGAAUUUUUUUCACUGACAGAUGGUUAUUGGGUCUUUUUUUCAGAGUCUUGGUUUGGAGAAUCGGGAUCGAAAAGGCGUUACAUUGGAGUGAUGAUGUUGACUUUGACCCCCAGUAUAAUCGAAGAGCUAAGGAUGCGAGACCCGUCCUUCCCUGAUGUUUCUCAUGGAGUUCUCAUCCACCGUGUGAUUGUAGGAUCUCCAGCCAACAGAGCCGGAAUGAAGCCAGGAGAUGUUAUUAUUGAGAUCAAUGGGGUAAAGGUGAACACGUCGUAGGAGAUAUAUAAUGCUGUGAGGACCAGUGAAAGCUUAAAUGUGGUGGUCCGCCAGG